Molecule: messenger RNA, 1864 nt
Organism: Caenorhabditis elegans
Lineage: Eukaryota; Metazoa; Nematoda; Chromadorea; Rhabditida; Rhabditidae
Gene: ced-4
Product: Cell death protein 4
Exons: 8
Coding region: 1-1650 (549 amino acids)
Biological process (GO): animal gross anatomical part developmental process; apoptotic process; regulation of apoptotic process
Cellular component (GO): perinuclear region of cytoplasm; mitochondrion; cytosol
Molecular function (GO): ADP binding
Source: RefSeq, marked reviewed
AUGCUCUGCGAAAUCGAAUGCCGCGCUUUGAGCACGGCACACACGAGGCUCAUCCACGACUUUGAACCACGUGACGCAUUGACUUAUUUAGAAGGCAAAAACAUUUUCACAGAAGAUCAUUCUGAACUUAUCAGUAAAAUGUCAACUCGCCUCGAGAGGAUCGCCAAUUUUCUUCGAAUCUAUCGACGUCAAGCUUCUGAACUUGGACCACUCAUCGACUUUUUCAACUACAACAAUCAAAGUCACCUUGCUGAUUUCCUCGAAGACUACAUCGAUUUUGCGAUAAAUGAGCCAGAUCUACUUCGUCCAGUAGUGAUUGCUCCACAAUUUUCCCGACAAAUGCUCGAUAGGAAACUAUUGCUUGGGAAUGUUCCAAAACAAAUGACAUGCUAUAUUCGAGAGUAUCACGUGGAUCGAGUGAUCAAAAAGCUCGACGAGAUGUGUGAUUUAGACUCCUUUUUUCUGUUUCUACACGGCCGAGCUGGAUCCGGAAAAUCAGUAAUUGCAUCACAAGCUCUUUCGAAAUCUGACCAACUUAUUGGAAUAAAUUAUGAUUCAAUCGUUUGGCUCAAAGAUAGUGGAACAGCUCCAAAAUCUACAUUCGAUUUAUUUACGGAUAUUUUGCUGAUGCUAAAAAGCGAAGACGAUCUUCUCAAUUUCCCAUCGGUGGAGCAUGUCACGUCAGUUGUACUCAAAAGGAUGAUCUGCAACGCACUCAUUGAUCGUCCAAAUACUUUAUUCGUAUUUGAUGACGUAGUUCAAGAAGAAACAAUUCGUUGGGCUCAGGAGCUACGUCUUCGAUGUCUUGUAACUACUCGUGACGUGGAAAUAUCAAAUGCUGCUUCUCAAACAUGCGAAUUCAUUGAAGUGACAUCAUUGGAAAUCGAUGAAUGUUAUGAUUUUCUAGAAGCUUAUGGAAUGCCGAUGCCUGUUGGAGAAAAAGAAGAAGAUGUGCUUAAUAAAACAAUCGAACUAAGCAGUGGAAAUCCAGCAACGCUUAUGAUGUUUUUCAAGUCUUGUGAACCGAAAACAUUUGAAAAAAUGGCACAGCUUAAUAACAAAUUGGAAAGUCGAGGAUUAGUCGGUGUUGAAUGUAUCACCCCUUACUCGUACAAGUCACUCGCAAUGGCUCUUCAAAGAUGUGUUGAAGUUUUGUCAGAUGAGGAUCGAAGUGCUCUUGCUUUCGCAGUUGUGAUGCCUCCUGGAGUUGAUAUACCCGUCAAGCUAUGGUCAUGUGUUAUUCCAGUUGAUAUUUGUUCAAAUGAAGAAGAACAAUUGGAUGAUGAAGUUGCGGAUCGGUUGAAAAGACUCAGCAAACGUGGAGCUCUUCUCAGUGGAAAACGAAUGCCCGUUUUGACAUUCAAAAUUGAUCAUAUUAUCCAUAUGUUCUUGAAACACGUCGUUGAUGCACAAACUAUCGCCAAUGGAAUCUCAAUUCUCGAGCAGCGUCUUCUUGAAAUAGGAAACAAUAAUGUAUCAGUACCGGAGCGACAUAUACCAUCACAUUUCCAAAAAUUCCGUCGUUCAUCAGCCAGUGAGAUGUAUCCAAAAACUACAGAAGAAACUGUGAUCCGUCCUGAAGACUUCCCAAAGUUCAUGCAAUUGCACCAGAAAUUCUAUGACUCCCUCAAAAAUUUUGCAUGCUGUUAAAACCUAUCGUGUACAAUAUUGCCUGUAUAUUCCCCUCGAAAUACGUUUAUACUUUUUCGCACGAGUUUUCUCAUUUUUUCAUUUGUACUUGUUUUAUUUCUCUCCAAAAUUUCAGAUCUAUCCCAAAUGUUCUUAAAUUUAAUGUUUUCUACAGAUACUCAACACAUCUUGUUUCAUCUCAUCCUUGCUUUUUUUUUUCAAAUAUAUUCAGUUU